Suillus clintonianus is the source of this 945-nucleotide messenger RNA. RefSeq lists its product as uncharacterized. Bases 1 to 945 code for a protein of 314 amino acids. The record is from RefSeq and is a predicted model, not a curated record. The transcript has 2 exons. Lineage: Eukaryota; Fungi; Basidiomycota; Agaricomycetes; Boletales; Suillaceae.
AUGGACAGCUCACCAGCCUCGUCUCCUGUUAAAUCAAAUAGUCCGCCUUUAUCUCCUGCUCGAAUGAGCAGUCCCACUGUUCUGUCUUCUCCUGACUGCCCUAGUCCGACUCUCUGUAAUUCAAGCCAACGAUCAGGCUCUUCAAUUACGAUGAAUACAGAUUUACAUGCCUCAUAUCUAAGCCUUUCAGAGGAUGGCAAACCUACGCCUUCUGAAGCGAAAGAGAGCACAUUUGUUACACAUGACAAAACAUCAAAGUCUCGGACAUCAAGGAAACAUUUUCCAUACCCCCCCAAUCCAGCUCCAUUGGAGCUUCGUUAUGCAGCUCGGAUGAUGAAGUCCAAAUUCCAACCAGAAUUCUCGUUGGAAGCAACACAGAAGUUUCAAGAACAGUUGGAGAGCGGCCUUUCUCAAAUGACGACUGCAACCUUGUACAAAGGAUACAAGGCCAAGCUCGCAAGUCGCGAGGUUGCGCGCCAACGCAUGGUGUUGGCGACGUGGGAAAUUGACGAGGCUGCACAGUAUGAAGAAUUCCUCAUUGCCAUCUAUGGUGAAAACGAACAACGGUUCAAGAUGGCGGAUGGGGAAUUGCACGGCUUUAGGAGGAUUUUUUCACAGCGUGGGCAGGCGGAACUUGAGGAUGAUAGAAAAUAUCUUCAAGCUGUCUUUGAAGACGAAUGCGAGAUCCUCCGCGUCGCUAGUGCCCAAACUGACCAGGUUGCAACCCUCCUCAAUUCACGUGUUAAACAUGCAUUUUUGAAACCUGCUGCGGCAUUUCCUCUUCACCCUAAUGGUGGACUCUCCUGCAUCGGCACUAGGGAACCCUCUGAACACUCAGAUCCAGAUUUGAGUGAUGGGUCUUACGCAGACCUGCCCCCAGAUGAUUCGGAUCAUGACUCUGAGGAUUCAGGUGAAGGCGCAGGCUCUAGGUUGUCAGCUGACUGA